AACACGUAAAUAGACUGAAAACUCCUGCUGGAACGUCAAACGGAGUCCAGAUUCCUGGUUCCAGCAGCAUGGCGCAAUCCAGGCUGUAUUUGGAGGCCCUAUCGGCCCUCAGCGGCUGUAACGUGGAAUCGACCAGCGCCAGCUCGCACCUGACGCCGCAGGACUUCGUCAACGUGGUCGCCCUCCGAGAGUUUUACAAGCAGAAGGGCUUCCAGCAGCUCGAGUACCCCAGUUUAGGGAGUAUGUCCCUGGUCGACGACGCGGACCUGUACGGCGCCCCACCGGCGGUCACCCAGGGCCCCGUCACUGACGCAGGGCCCCCACCGAGCUCCAGGCCCACCGUGAAGAUCAACCCCAACGACUUCUUCCACCAUGAGUACGACUACAACUUCACCAACAUACAGGAUGGUGACAGAACAUUCCUUCGGGGCAAUGAGCGGUACAUCCGCCCCUGUGGCUGGAAACGGGUUGCCCUGCGGGUUGUGCAGAGGUAUGAUGAUGGAGACACCUGGCUUGGGACAGACAAGGACGCCUGGCCCGUGUCCUACCACGGGCACAAGAUGGACGGGUCCCUCGGCAUCAUUAUGGCCCACUCCGGUAGCCCCAGAGACAAUCCCCAGUUCCUGGAUGAGGCAGCCUCCUCUCUAAUGACCAACGAAACUAGGGGCCGAGGAGUCUACUCAACCCCGGACAUCAAGUACGCAGAGGGACUGUGCAAGACGUUCAAGUCCAAAGUGGAUGACAAGAUGUACAAAGUGGUUCUUCAGAACCGCAUCAACCCAAAGAAGAGGGUGAAGUGCCAGAGAGAGAAUGUGUGGCUGGUCUACGUGCCCGAAGGGUCCACUGACGUCCAGACCAGGGUCAUAGUGGAGGAGUCCAUCCGCCCCUAUGGACUGCUGCUGAAGCAGGCCUGAAAAUCCAGAACUAGGGGAUCAUCAUCUUUAAAAAAAAAAAUGCCUCAGGCUUUUAUUUUGGAAGGGGUUGAUUGACAGCUGCCCAUCUCCCCUGAUUUCCCAGAAAAGCUUUUCUUUUGAUUUCAACAUAAACGGUAAAUGCUGUCAUGCUGCGCUUGCUUUUUGCUCCCAUCUGGUGGUCAGUCAUGUAAAUCAUUACAGAAAAUAAAACCUGCUGCAACAAAAGGAGAGCGAAAUACUUUGUGUCCCUUUGAAACUUGAUAAUCUCACCUGGUUUAUCCAUACAUCACCAACCACAGUCAAUUUAUUAAUUUUUAUCCUCUGUUUAAUUAAUCAGAUUUUAAUGCUGUUGGACUCAGAUCAGUCCAAUCAGUCCAAAUUCUGAUUGAGGGAUUAAAAAAAAAAUCGGACUGGAAAAUUCCAAAUCUACCAAACUCCAUUACCUCUUUCAGGGUAUGAAAAUGAAACGUGCAUUCAGCAUCAUUGUGGUCUCAGCAUUAACAUUGUUU
Messenger RNA from Thalassophryne amazonica, 1423 nucleotides. RefSeq lists its product as uncharacterized. Lineage: Eukaryota; Metazoa; Chordata; Actinopteri; Batrachoidiformes; Batrachoididae. Bases 69 to 914 code for a protein of 281 amino acids. The transcript is spliced from 2 exons. The record is from RefSeq and is a predicted model, not a curated record.